AUGGCGGCUGUUUGGCUUCGCCCUGGUAACCCUGCCCCUGCCAGGCGGGACGGGUGAACCCCGUGCAGCGGGAGGAAGGGGGGGGGGGAGUGAGGCGACGCCAUUUUCCCAGAGAGAGAGAGAGGCAGUGACAUAGGAGGGAGCGUAGGCGGCUGCGAGGAGGGAGACGGGAGCAGGAGCAGCAGCAGCGGCGGCCGCGGCAGCAGUGGCAGUUAGGGGGUUUGUGCAGAGGUCCUGAGGCGAAGGCGCUUCUCCCUCGGCCGCCGCGGGACUCUGGUGCAGCCCAGCCGCCUUCCUCGGGGUUCCCUGCUGCCAGUGAGCCUCUCCCCACCCCCAGCUCCCCACAGGCGGCUGAGGGGCUCCGUCCUGCCCAGGCGAGGGACAUCCGCAGUGGGACUGUUGCAUUGUUUUGGUUGGGGUAAGAGAGAGGGGCUCGGUUAAGGGGGUGCUGCUUGCCUGGCCUGUGACCAUUACAGGUGAGUCUGCCAUUAUUAUCCUUAUUUAUUGUGGUUGUCAUGCCCCGUGAUGGGAGCCUGAGGGGGAAAGGCGGCGGCGGCGGCGGGGGGGGGGGGACACCUUUCAAAAAGAAAGGCUAAAAAGUGGCGGCGCAUCUCGUUUCUUCUGGGGGGGGUGUGUGUGUAUAUAUCUAUAUAUACGCGUGUAUUAUAUUCAUUCUGGAUUGUGGCUCUUCUUUUUACUCCGUAUGCUCACCUCGCUCCGGUGGGGGUGGACUGGCUUAAAAGGGAGAGGGAGUCGCUCUAUCUUGCGAAUAUGGCGCGUUAUUGUAACUGGCGGAGCUGAUGGGUGGUGUGUGUGUGUGUGUGUGUGUGUGUGUUUGGGGUGGGGGCCCCCGCUAUGCCAGCCUCCUGCUAGAAAUAAAUCUCCCAGAGGUCGCUUAAUGCGAUGAAAGCGUGGUUCUUUUGCUUGUGUUGCCUCUCGCUUUAAAGAACAGGCGCGGGUUUUUUGGGGGCAAAUAUUUAUGUUAUUGGGAACCGAGGUUCCCGUAAGACGAAUUCGGGCGCUAUGUCCUUGUUCAACCCACCCGCCCCCCACCCCGGCCACUGUUAUUUGUUGUGUUUUGUGGUACUAAUAGGGCUCAUUACGGGCCUAAUCUUCCUUUCCACAGACACACACACACACAUAUAUAUACUCCUCUCUCAUUUUAUCUUCCAUCUUCUCGUUUCCCCGAUCCGUGUGGUGUAUAUAGUAGCAGGCGAACGGCGAACAGUUCCGAAGACUUUGAGGAGCGAUUUAAAAGGGGGUGGGGUGGCAGGUGGGGAUUUACCCCGGGGUCCCCCUUUUCAAAAACUGGUUGCAUAAGGUUAUAUUUGCCCUCAUCUUUGUGUUACCCUCCGUGCCUCCUGGCCAGGGCUGGCGUACCGGGAACGACACAUAGGGAACCUCUUUCUUGAAAGGAGUUGGUGGCAUAGACCCUACUGCUGCAGACAUGGGGGAGGAGAAACAAACGGUCCACUGUGUAGUACUAAAUAGGGUAGAAGAAACAUAAUAUAGUCCAAUUAGAAAGGUCCCGUCCUUCUCAGCACUCAAUCAUCGAGGAAUGCGCGGUGAUUAAAAGCCUAGUUAGUGGUUUUCAAAUGAUGUAGACAACUCUCCGAAAUGCUACUCUUAUAGUAAACCGUAUGAAUUUAGGGCUGUUUUCCUCCUCCGUAUAUUUAGAUUACCUUUAAAGAGAUUAAUGGUGGAACACUUUUCCCCCCUUUAAAAGCAUAUCUAAAAGAAAUCAAAGCAACGCCGGGAAACCUAGGUGACCUACAGAGGAGGUUUGAUGACACACGCUAUACUUUUAAAGUUACUUUCCAUAAAAGUGGAGUAAAAACUGUAAUUUCCCUCUUUUGUCCUUUAGAGAUUCUAAAAAUGGCGGCCUCAGGCUGAUGUUGUGGUAAUCUAAUCAGCUCGGGUCCUCCACACCCCAUGCAGUGCAUUUGUCUGCAGCACAUUUAUAGGCUUAAUAUGCUUAAAUGAAAAAAAGACUGCCGUCUUUAAGUCAUGAACGAAACGUAUCUCGUCUUUGCUACGAUUAAAAUGCUGUGUUCCAGCUGAUUAAUUUUAUUGGUUAUUUGUGUGAAAGGCACAAAUCAACGAGACCAGUCUUCCUAGGGGAGGGGAUUGAUGACGGACUGGUGUAGCUGCUGUGGUCUAUGUGUGUAUGUUUGAAGUGAGUUCAUAUGCAUGCCAUAUUAAUCUUUUUACUUUUGUUUUUAAAAUGGUGGACAAGUUCCUCUUGGCCUCUUAAUCUAGAUUUGUGCUGUAAUGUCUAAUGCUGGCAUGCAACCAGCAUUACAAUGAGAACAUGAAAAUAAUUUUUAUCAUGGCACUUCAUUUGAGAUUGUGAUAGCCCUAUCAAGCCAAAUAAUUUCUAAUCUAUUAAUAAUCUGUUGCUGCUGGACAGAUUUUUCCAGUGUUUCUGCCUCCCCCAAGGAAUUAUACAGACAGAUUUAAAACUCCCCCUUCUUCGAGGGGUGGGUGUGUUAAAGGUUACAUGUCUUAAAUGUGACUUUUCUACAUGAUUUGUUUGUUAUACAUUACAUGUGAAAUGCAUAUUUCACUGUGAAAAGGGAUUGUUUGUAAGGUGCUAAUUGCCACUGACAAAUGAAUAGUGAUGAUGCAUUUAAAAUACAGUAACUAUUGUGCUGUUAAGCCUUCUCCUUUAUCUUCCCUCCUCCCCUGCCCCCCUUCCGGGUCUGUUGGAUACAGUUGAGAGCAACAUGCUUAUCUAAAAGUAUAUGAAAGUUUCACUUAAUUAUAUUUUUAAUAUUUUUGCAGUUAGAAUGACUUGAGGAUCAAGUUGCAACUUUAAUGUGUUUGUGUAACCUUCUGCAAAAUAUUAUUUAGCAGUGGAUUUUCCCUUCAACCCAGGCAACAUUAAUUUACAUAUAUUAACUUGACUGCCUUGCAUAGUUAAUAACCUGCUUCUUAGACGUGUAAAUGGGGACAAGGUAUACAUUACAGGGCUAUUCAUGUAUGCCUUCAGUAUGUUGUGAGGCCAAGAACAUGUUAGUUUACACAUGGUUUAAUGUAUGGGACUACAAUCCUUUAUCCAUUUAGCUGGGAGUAAACACCAUUGAACUUAAUGGGACUUGCAGCUGAGUAAAUGUGCAUAGGCAUAUCUAGUCAAAACAAUGGUCACUUUUAAUGAUUUUAAUAUUUUUCAUACUGUAUAUACAGUCUUGUGAACCUGGAAAAAGUUGAUCCUUGAUUAUAAACAAUUUUGCUUAGGUGUUCAUCUUCUCAUUUGAAUUAUAAAUUGAAUUUUGUGUGCUGAAAAAUCAAGGGUUGCAUCUAACUAAGUUAGAGUAGAACUUAAAUCCAUUGAUUUAAAUGGGUAUACUCGUGACUAUCGAAUAGUUAGUUAGAUGCCAUCCAGGUGGUUUGGUUUUAUUUACUACUUAUGAUGACAAUAUUUGGUUUCUCCAAAAUAGGAUUCCAAGAAAACAGAAUAUUAUGAUAAUUCAAAACCCACCAUUAAAAGAGAAUUGAAGCCAUUUUAAGGCCUUUGUUCUAUGUUGUCUGUAAUGUGGAACUGCUAGUAAUGUUGCAUUCCACUAGUGGGUUCUGAACUGUACGUAUCCUUAUUCUAAGUUUUAUUUUGUUCAUUGAGAUUUUUAAAGAAGGCUCACCUGGUUUAGUGGAGCCACAGUUCCUGGCUGUCAUUUACUGGGGAGGGGCAAGGCAGUGAGCAGAUUGCCAUGGUGCACUGGCAGAGCCAACUCAAUGCUUCCACUAGUGUUUGAUGCAGGAUCUCUUUGCCCCUCUCCCUCCCAGCAAGCAGCAGUGACAUAUCUUUUGGGAAGCAGCGUUGCAGCUCUACCUCAUCAAGAAAGGCAGUUCUGCACCCAGCAGAAUUUAGGAUUGUAGCCUAAAUGAUUUUGUACUGCAGAUUCAUUUGUUAGAAUCCAAAAGUGAGCUUCAAUGGGUCACAAAUCUGGAACACAACUCGUAUAUUUCAUCCAGUGAACCAUAGUGUACCUUUUGGUACGCUGAGAGUCACAGUAAUAGGACUUAAUAAAGUGUUACAUGGCUUAAAUUUUUUUUCCAUAUGUGGAAAUCUUAUGCAUAUUUAUUCAGAUAUAAGUCCAAUGGUGGACAGCAUAGUAGUGUGGCAGUGCUCACUUGACCUCCUGGCAGCAGAGUCACUUCUGUUUACCUGGAGGAAGAGUGGGAGGGAUAAUGUGGCUGGGAGGUCAGCGCUGUGCAGAUGCACAGGUAGAAGAACCAUGUUGGCUCCGCUGCCUUGUUUGCAUCGUGCUGACUUCCCCACCACCUCACCUCUACCACUCUUGCUUUUGGUAAGUAGCAAAUCAGUGAUCCAGAGGUCUGGUUAUUACAUUUUUCAGGAAUUACAUUCUUCCUUUAAAAGUGCAGCAAGGUCUUUGAUCUGAGCUUCUGUUAAAUAAACUUUGGUACCAUAAGUGAGAUGAGCCUUGGUUGAAUUCUGAAACUUCUUUUCAGAAAACUUAUUUUUGUAAAUUGCUGAGUUAUAGAGCACUAUAAAAUAGAAUAAAUAGAGCUAACCUAAAAUUUGUUGGCAUAUUUUCUCUACAAGGAGGACAAAUUCUUGUACAACAGCUAAGUAAACAUAUGGGGCUCCAUUCUUCUCAUAGAAGGAGCUUCUAGUUUACAGAAGAAAUCUUCUGUAUGAGCAUAUCAGAAGCACUGAAUCCAACAUAUGACAAUAAGAAGUCCACUGCAUGCUGUUCGUCUCAAGCCUUUGACCAAGACAAUGUCUCAAAUAAAAAUUCAAUGUAAUCUGUAGUACAGUUGAUCCAAAAUAAGUUGGUUUAUUAUUUCUGUUAAGAAUUAAAAUAUUCUCUGAACUACACUGAGUGACAUCCAUUUGUGUCAGCCUGCUUGUGCCAACAGGGCUCCCCCUGUCUCCACUGUUGCUUCCUGAGAGCCCCCCAAAUCUGCUCUAGGGGAUUGGAGGAUUCUCUGAAACAAACUGGGGUGUGGUUGGGUUGCAGGGGUGAGGAGAAGAAGGGGAAGUUCUGUUGCUUUUGCUGGCACAGCUGGACAUCGUCUCCUGAGUCUUUAGCUCAAAUUUUCAUUAGUCUGUGAUGUAAUGGAAGCCUUCCCACACCCCGUGCUUUGUAACCUGUAAAAAAAUACAAUUGUAUUUUAUCUCUUUAAAAUAGUGGAAUAUUCAGAUUUUUGUUUUACUUAAUUUUAAAAAUGCCUGGCACCAUCUUUAUCAGUUUUUAGAUGGCAGACAAACCCCCUCCCGUGAGCUUUUGGACCUUAAGUUGAAGAGUUUGAAGUGCUUCUCAUCUCUUAGUGGGGCUGGUUCUGUGAAGCCAUUGUGUUGUAGGUUUUUACUGGUUUGUCGUCACUCUUUUUAGUGUUUAUACUUUAUUGUAAGUCACUUUGGGUCUCUUUUGUGAGUAAAGCAACUACUUAAUAUAAAAAAUAAUAGAAUUAAUCUUGUGUACAUGUUUUGUAUCAGGGCUUAACAUCUAAUGAGGUUCAAAGCUUGUGUCUCAAAUAUUUUUUUGUGAAGUUUCCAAAUCAUAUCCUGAAAUAUUAUCUUAAAAGGAGCAGCACCCUCUGCAUCUUGGACUGAAGGUGGGGAAAGUAGUGGUGCUUUCUUGUCACUUAUUUAAAUGGUGCAGUGCAUUUCCUUUUCAUUUGAAUUGCAAUGUAAUAAUGGAAAGCUUUAGCCGGAAUGCAGUGAACCUGACACUAAGCCAAAGAUUAGCCUCAAAUGCACAUUUGGAACUCCAAUUUAAUUUAGACCGUGAUAUACAGAAGAGUAUAUUUUGAUUCACCAGUUACAAUUCCAACAUUUUCAGAUUUCUUUGUUGUUGUUUUUUACUUAUUUAUUACAUUUACAGUAUAUACCACCUUUCCCUCCAAGAAGCUCAAGGUGGCAGACGUGGUUCUUCUCUCCUCAUUUUAUCUUAACAACCCCUUGAGGUAGGUUAGACUGAGAGGCAGUGAGUGGCCUAAUGGUCCAGUAAGCUUCAUGGCUGAGUGAAACCAGACAUUCUAUAAUCUUUGAAAUAUGCCUUUUUUGACACUGAAAAGAAACCACCCAUUCUUCUACUGUUUAUUGAAUUUAAAUAGUUGAAAGUAAUAAACUGCAUUAUUUUUGUGGGAUGAUUUCAGCUUUCUCAUGAGUAGAAUUCUAUUACUGGAAUACUCGCACUGGAGGAAGAGAGGCAAUAUUUACUAAUUCCUCCUUCCUGCAGUUCUCCUUGACCCCUGAAAAGCUGCUCUAAAAGUUUGAUGAUUCUCCCCCCUCCCUCUUUCCAGCAGGAAAUCCCUUUGAUUUCAGUCCUGUCUGUGAAUGGAAGGAACACUGAAUCCAAUCUGAUGUCUUUUAAAUGUUUUAAACUACAAUAAUAGAAUACCAUUUUUCAGCAUCACUUCCUUUGCAAUGCAUUGAUGCAAGACUAUAGGAGUGCAGCCUUCUGGGCAGUGUUAGAAACUCGGAAUGUCUAGGCACCCACCCCCCCGGAGGGAGAUUUAUUAUUAUUAUUAUUGAUUUCAUUUCUAUACCACUUUAUAUUUUAAAUUAAAAAAUCCCAAAGUGGUUUACAGCACAUUAAAACAUCAAAUCAAACAAUCCAGAAUACAAAUUCAAGCUUCAGGGGAAAUAUUUCAGAUCCUUCUCCAAGUGACAUUUUGUUUUCCACAUAUUUAUUUUCAGACUUAAUGUGUAUAGCUGCCCCAUAGUACUGUAGGAAGCCAGUGUGGUUAGAGUGUCAGACUUGGACCCGGGAGAUCAGGGUUCAAAUCCCCACUCCGUCAUGAAGCUCACUGGGUGACCUUGGGCCUGUCACAGCCAUGUAACCUACCUCAUAGGGUCAUUGUAGGGAUUAACUUGGGGGGGGGGUGAACCAUGUACUCAUUGGAGAAAAAUGUGGGAUAUAAAUGUGAUAAAUAAGCUCUUCUGCUUACCAGUUUAAGAAAGCUGGAGAGCCAGCCAGAUGGAGAUGUCAGUCACCAACUUGGCAUCCAGAGAUCUCCAAGUGGUCGCAAUUGGACCUGCGCCAGUAGCAAAAUGCGCCUGGCUAAUUUCUAACACUGCUUCUGGAGUAGUGCAUAUUUUUUAAAUAAAGAGAAAAAUAUCUUCUCAUCAUCUUAUUUCCAAUGAAAUAACCAUUAGUAGCCACCAUCGCAGUCAAGUUGCAGCACAUAUAUUCCUUUCAAUGUAGCAUUCUGUUUCAGUGGUUAAAGAAAAGACAGCAACCUUCCUUAGAGACCACAGACUAGAAAGCUUAUGACAACUGGUCAUAGAACCAUUUUCUCAUAUGUUUUGGGAGAAGGUUUAAUUAUUGUUUAUUAUUCCACCCAGUUCAGGAGUAAAAACUAGGAAAAUAUCUAAGAUUGCAAUCUUAACUACACUUAUUAGGGAGUAAGCUCAAUUAAACACAGUGGAGCUUACUUCUGGAUAAACACAGAGAGGCUUGUGCUAUAGUUUCUGCUGUCUUUUGAGAAGGUACUAAUUUUGUCACGGCCUGCACAAGACAUUUUGCUGCUUGAGGCAGAGCAGCAACCCCCCCCUCAAAAAAAAAAUAUUAUGGUGCAUAAUAUCCAAGGUCAAACAAGUUAUUCUGGCAGUAAAAAUGCAGCAAUAAUAAAAUAAUUUUAAAAAUUGCUGCCCUUUCAAAACAGCCCAGAUCAGCAGCCUAAGCAUUGCUAACUCUUAGAAACAUUAAGUUCAUUUCAUUGUUAUCCCAUCCUUCCAUGGGGCAAAGUGUGGCAUUAACUUCCCCCAUUAUCCUCCUUCAUAAUAACCGUAGGAGGUAGGUUAGAGAGAAUGAACAGAGAUCCCAGAUGUCCUUGAUUUAGUCCACCAAUCUGACCACUACACCACACUGCCUUUUUAAUAUCAGGACCUUAUAACACAAAAUUAUUUCACUUGAUAUGAAAUGACACAAUCUAAUCCACAUGUUAAAAGUACAGUAGUACCUCCGGUUACAUAACCCUCUGGUUACGUAAACUCCAGGAUGCAAAAGCGGCAAACCCGGAAGUAUUUGACUGCGUUUCGCCAUGCAUGCGCAGAAGCGGUCCUCAGGUUGCGGAAACCUUGGGAUCCGACCGGACCUCUGGAACAGAUCCUGUCCGCAACCGGAGGUACCACUGUAUUGGCUUUAUUAUUUUCCAAUUAAUCUGUUCCACUACCACCACACACCCUAUCCUACAUUUUCCUUACCUAAUCACCACUUGAUUCAUGUUUGUCUUCCCUACCAUAGCUAGAGAAGGGGGGGAAUCUAGGACCACAUUAUUAUAUACUAGAUUUACAGUAUAUCCCACCCUUCUUCCAGUGAACUAAAGUUGAUGUAUAUUAUUUUCCCUCCCCUUCACCGAUAUAUCUCCACAACAACCCUCUAAAGUAGUUCUAGUUACACAUAGGUAGCCGUGUUGGUCUGCCGUAGUCGAAACAAAAACAACAAAUUCCUUCCAGUAGCACCUUAGAGACCAACUAAGUUUAUGUGCAUGCACGCUUCUUCAGAUACCUCUAAAGUAGGUUAGGCUGAGUGAUAACUUUAAAAAGAAGUAAGUGUCAAGUUCCAGACUGUAUGGGAGAGACCCACAACUUAAAACGGGGACUUCAGUCUCACCUCCUCGUGCCCAGCAAUGCACAUGGUGUUAGGGAGAGCAGAAGUACUUCUGCUUCCUUGUGAUGUAUUGUUUUCUUCCUCCUCGUGCUGUUCCUGCUCUUCUACAAAACUGGCAGCAGGAGGAAAAGCAGAGCACAGGAAAGUGAUGUUGAUGGCAGAGUUCACAGGUCCCAACCAGUCUGCCACUUCUAAAGCUGCCCCCUAUUGUACCACCUGAGUGGUUUGCUUCAAUGUGCCUCAUUAUAGAGUUGGCUCUAAUUUUUGUACCAUCACAGUACAUGGGAUGCUAACAGAGUAAGAAACAAAAAGUUAAGUCUCUGUACUGAGGAACUUACAAUUUGAAAUUUGAAAUUUGGGCUGCCAGGGGAUGAAGUUUGGAAAAGAGAUUAAUCAAAAGAAUAUGUGCCUAGUUAAGUUAGACUUCACUUUAGUGAGGAGUAUACCCAGCAAUAAUUUCAUGGAAAAAUUGGUUUUCCCAAUUAAAACAGCUCCAUACAUUAAUUAUUCAGAAUUUUAAAAGGUGGCAUUAUGAAUGUAUUUGUAUCAGUACUUUCCAUUGUGCAAGCAAUACUUGGAAGUUGUAGAUUUCCUGGCCUGGGCCUUGGUCACCUUAAAUGCGGAGAGAUCAACUGUUACAGUUCUUAGGAGUUUGUUUGCUUCCAAAUCUCAAACUAGAUUAGUCUUUGUUCCUGGAUCUAAAUUUCCAGGGCACAGGGGAGGCUUUAAAGAGGGUUAAAAUUUCAUUUUAAAAAAUGGAAGCAGAAUGAUGCAGAUUAAAUUUAUUUUGUGUUGCUCCUCCCCCCCUUUAAGAAUUACUGUUUCCAAAAAAAGGCACCUAAAAAAAGAAAAAUUAGCAGGACUGGAACGGAGACUGCUACAAAGAAUGGACUGGGAGGAGGGGAAAGCCAUAGAUAAGUGAGUUAGGUAAAAGGGACAGGGAAGCCUUUCCCAUUGGCCUCCAGUAGUUCUACAUAGCUUGAUAUUCAAACUUAAAGAUACAAACAUGCAUUCAGUGCAUCUAAUACCUACUAAUCAUCUUCAUCAUCAUCUCCUUCUUUUACUUCCAAAUGAAAGUUAGAAUUCUAAGGAUGUCAAAUUCUACCUUGCAAGGUAAGCAGAUAUGAAGUAGGCUAUAUACACCCUAAACUGGACUGCUCUGGCAGGUCCUCCGCCUUUCUGCUUUGAAAACAAAUGCUUGUUAUUUCUAAACUUAGACAGCUGUUACUGCUUUAAAUACCCUGUGUUCUAGAAGUAGAAUAGAGCUUAAUUGUAGGGAGGUACUAUAGGUGCUUUUACUAUUUGGAAAAAAUGAUUUCUCUUUGUAUUUUGAUUGCUCAGUGGAACCCACAGACUUGUGAAGGCCAGAUAGAACUACAUUUUUCAGAACGUCAACAGACAUAUUCUAACUCUUUAUAGGUUGACAUAAAAAGCUGAGUAUGAUAUGCUGUAGAGUCCCAUUACUUUAGUCAGAGUCAUUAGCUCUUCUUGCUGUACAUGCUAACAAUUACAAUAUGCUUUAAAAAAAAUUAAAUAAAGGAAUAUGCCAGUUUCUUCUCCAUCUCUCCACUUCCCUUCCUUGUUUCCUUUAUUCUCUUCUAGAAAGGGGCUAGAGACUAUGUAGGAGCCAGCAUUUUCUUUAGAUAGAACUGUUGGCAAAGCACAGUUCUAUUCAGGUACAGGAGGGCAUGCUGAGUAUUGUCCAUUACAGUCACUUUGAGCUAAGUACAGUGGUGCCUCACAAGACGAAAUUAAUUCGUUCCGCGAGUUUUUUCGUCUAGCGAAUAUUUCGUCUUGCGAAGCACAAAAUCCCAUAGGAAUGCAUUGAAAUUCAAUUAAUGCGUUCCUAUGGUCAAAAAGAGUCCAAACAAAGCCAAAUUUGGUACAACAAGAGUUUAUUAAGUGCUCUUUAAAGUCACACAUACUGUAAAGAGCAUUUCAAAAAUUGAAGGAACAAUAAAUUCAAAAAUUGAAGGAACAAUAAAAAUCAGAAAAAUUCAGGAAAAAACCACACAAGCUCCCAGAUUCUUGCAAACCCCUCCUCAACUGUUCCCCCAGCCACCCACCACACAGAAAUUCAAAUCCAGAUUUUUUUUAAAAAAAAAACAUGGCCCAAUGGUCACAGAAAAUCAUAAAAAUUCAAAAAAAACCCACACAAGCUCCCAGAUUCUUGCAAACCCCUCCCCAACACCAAGUCCUUGAAUUCCAAACACCCCAACCCAAAAUCCAAAACCCCCAAAAAAAGUUUUAAAAGUUUAACUUACCAAAUGGCUGCAAAAGAAGUUUUGGAAAAGCUUCAAAAAUCGCCAAAGUCUUCAAAAACCUCACAAAGGCUACCACACCGCGUACUAUGAGUUGCUCCUCGAAGUCAAGUCGCAACUGCACCUCUUCAAGCAAUGCACCUUGGGUUUUAACGGUUUUACGAAAAGGAAACAAACUUGCAAGACGUUUUCGUCUUGCGAAGCAAGCCCAUAGGGAAAUUCGUCUUGCGAAGCAGCUCAAAAACCGCAAAACCCUUUCGUCUAGCGAGUUUUUCGUAUUGCGAGGCAUUCGUCUUGCGGGGCACCACUGUAAAGAUAGAUAUGGAUAUAGGUGUGGGAAAUCCACUGAAGGAGCCAACCAUCUGGCUUAAAAUACUGGUCCGGGCUCUUACUGUAUACUACCAUAACACCUUGCAACGUAAGAUGGGGGUCUCCAGGUGUUGUUGAACUACACUUCCCAUGAUUUCUGGUCAGUGGGUGUGCUGAUGAGGGCUGAUGGGAGUUCGGAGACCAACAGCAUCUGGAGUGCCAAAGGUUCUUAACCCUUGACCUAAGGAAACUGCUGGCCUGAAUUGCUGUACUAAAGCAACACUACUGCAGAUGGCUAGAUAACAUUAUUGCAGCUUCCAGCCCACCUGAGUCUUGCUGAUAUGAGGAGCCAGUAGAUUCUUAUCUGACCUCAUAAAGCUGCUGACCUUGGUCUGAUUCUUCAAUUAGAGAUUGUAGGCUGAUUCUCUGCUGAAACACCUGCCUGCCUCUAGACUCCUAGCCCUAACAUAUGGCUAUAGUGUGAACUUGAGAUUUUAGAAUCUUAUACCAAAACCACAACAGAAGUAUCAAAAAAGCAAAGCAGAACAGAAUUGUAGAACUGUUACCCUGAAAUGUCAUCAAAGCAGCCUUAAGUCUGGCACUAUAUGAGGUAAUAAAACAAAUUUGCAAAAUAAACAGGAUUCCUGUUUAACAGAUGUGAGAAAUUGAGAAUAAGACUAUAAAUAAAUUACCCAUGAUCCAUCAUUUUAAUAUUUUUGAAUUAAUAAUUAAUAUUUUGUGAAGGAAAAAGUUGAAAAUAAAGUGUAUACUUUUAUGCAAAUAUUUUUAUGUCAUCAUUUGAAGUUCUCAAAGGAAGAUCAAGAACAUCCAGUGGAUGGAUCCAGAUCAGGAUAAACGGUGCAGGUUCUGUAAAUAAGUUGCACUCUGUUUCUAAGGCUUUUGUUCUUUACUGAGUGCAAUCAAGUUUAUUUAUGUUGCGUAGGAGUCAAUAGGUGAGAUCCAACUAAACUACACAUGGAGUAGAUCUGUUUAAAUCAAUGGAUUUUGCUCAAGUUCAUUUGUUUCAAUGAGUCUGCAUUGAGAAUGGUGUAGUUGGAUCCCACCCAACAAGGGUUUCAGAUUCUCUCUUCAUCAGCACAACUGUUCAAUGAAGAGGAUAAGAUUGCAUUUAAAGAUAAUAUAAUGGGAUUUAUACAGUUGCUCAUAGUUCUCAUUUUUGAAUUCAGGGAUUUCAGAAUAGUGUGUUUUGUUUUAGGAAACUGUGUUGCUUUGGAAAUUUAUCCCUGGGUUUAGCGAUGGUGGACAAGCAUCCCCAGAUGAGUGCUGCAGUUCAUAUUCACAGGGGAGUGCUCAUGUGCCCUCUCCUGAAGCUUUCCUUGUUUGAAAACAUGGUUUCACAUGAUAUCCAAACUAGGAAGAGACUUGUUUAAGUGCUACUGCCAACAAGGAUAUUCCUUCCUGAAGACUUCACAGCCUAAACAGACAAGAUACAAGGGGGUGGAUAGGUAGAAUAUAAGAAUAGUGGUAAUUAAGAGAAGGGAAAAGGGCUAACCUGGAAGGUGAAAGCAGCUUGAUAAAGAAGUCCUAAUCUGUUCCGCUCUCUAUCCUCCAUUUCCCUUUUCAAAUUGCUGUGGAGAGUCUAUGCAUUCGGACAUAUAAUCUUGACCAUGGUUUAUGUUAUCAGGAAUGACCUGAGGCAUUCCUCUGGCUCAUGUUCCUUCUCCUCUCCACAUAAGGAGAGUUAAAGCAUCUGCAUCAUGCAACUUGGGGAACUAUGAUUUAACCAAAGUUAGUUUAAACAAAAUAAAGGGUAAAACUGGUUUCAGAUUCUUUUUGUGUUAACUAAUUUAGGUUAAAUCAAACCACAGUUGUCAAGAGAUUGUACUGUUUUGCAUUCAAGGGAGGAAGUUGGGGCAAGAGAGUGUGCAAGUUAAGAUUCCUGCUGUUCAUUCCAAAUCACCUACACCAGGCCAUUUCCAUUCCUCCAAACCAUAGAGUUUGUAUUCUUGCCGCAUCCCACUUCACCAUAUAAUUUCAGUUUAGUUGAUAUUUUCCUUUAUUCCAACAGCACUUUGCUGUUACAUCUGAACCAGCAAUCCUUUGAGCGAGCCUUCUAAAGCAUGAUUGCAAACCAUAGUUUGAUUACUUUGGUUCUAUUUUAGUUGAAUAAGCAUCCAGUUACUUACUUUAUGGGGACUCGUUUAAUAAUCCCGUUUAAGGACUGUUAGUGCAGGGAAAUAGUUAUGUUGAUAUUGUAUGCAACUUUCCUGUAAAUAAUGAAGACAACUGGGUUUGUCGGCCAAGGGUGGUUCUUCUGUUUGUUCAUUCAACAUAUUGUAGCAUUUUGCUGGGUAAAGCUUAAUUCAGCAAAGGUCAAGCUGACUCACAACCAAGUAUGUCCUUUUGGGUUGGGAUCUAGUGCUAAAAGUGAGCUUUUAUAAAAUACUUUCUGAGUAUUCAGAACAAUUAACAUACACUAUCUCAAUAAUCACAAAUGUUCUAUAAUGUAGGCAGCCAUCACAGUUGAGGGCUUGGGAGAUAGUAGUUUGCAGUAGGCCAUCUUGUGAGUUUGUGAGUGAGGUAAGAUUUAAUCUAGGAACAUCCCAGUUUGUAACUCAAACUCUUAGCCAUUGUACUAUCUAUACUAGCUAGUUCAUAGAUAUAUAGGUGCUAUUUAUGGAGUGGGAUCAAUGUUAGACAGUUUUGGAAAUACAUUGAGGCUAGGUCAGAAUAGGCUUGCAUACCUGUACACUAGGGCUGGGCGAUACACUGGUUUGAAGUCCAUAAGUUUUGACCUGGCAAUAUGUCGCAAAUCAUGGUGGGUGUGCUACACAAAAAUCACAAUGCAGGGAAAACCAUGAAGCCAGCCAGUGCCUCCUCAGACAUCACAAUAUUUCUGUGAUAUAUCACAAUGUUGAAAAACAGAUAUCGUCCAGCCCUACUGAAUACUUGAAAUACCAUGUUUCAAGUGUGUUCUCCAUUAUGAAGUUUGAACCUACAUGCAGUGAAUAUAGCUUUUGAAAUUUUGGUACAUGAGACUUACCUUACUAUCGCUAUAGUCUGUUUUGAUAAUUGGAUUUCUGUGUCCAGUGUUAACCAUAGCUUUUGAAAUAUCACAGCAAUAUGAACUCCUAAUGGUGUUAGGAGUAGAAUUUCAUGUUUAUUUUUAUGGCAUACGAAGCUGUUGGUUGCUACAUCUAGGACAGUGCCUACAGAAGAUGUAAUGAAUAUUGCAUCUUCAGUAUCUUCUUAGUGUAGAGGGCCAUACCAGGUGGCACUGACCGGUGGAAAGCUGUCACUGGAGAUUCAUUUGUAUACUACUACAACAUCUUUCUUCUCUUGCAAAUCUUCCUUUUGCACUUUUCCUUCUCUGUACUAGGAAGAUGGAUAGGGUGUAAGACCUCAUGCCAAAUUUAUGUUUCUGGCAUGGGAUGAGGGAAAGAUAGGAAGCGGAGAUUAUUGGACUUUUGACUAACAGUGGCUCUGCAGCCACUUAUUGCCUCCAGAUAGCAUAACUUUUUCAUAUUUGAUGCCUCUCUCCUUCCUUCCAUAUCCUGCACUGCCUGAUACAAAGAGGCCUGUGUCUGCUGCCUUGGCUCAUUGCCUCAUACUACCUCUAUAGUACUGGUCCAUCAGCAAAUUUAGUUCCACACCCAUAUUUUAGUAUGGUGCUAUACUGUAAAUAUCAAUAUAAUUCACUAUUUCCUUGUUAAAAGUUUUUGAGGUGACUGUGACUGAAUUAAGAGAUUAAAACAAUUAUUGUUACUAAUGUAGUUAAAGUGGGCUAGUUUUAACUUUUAGAGCUGUUUGACAUUAACAUCAUGGUUAUGAGAUGCCUAUUGCUUUCAGGUAAUAAAGAUGAUUUACUACAGUUGGUUGAACAGCUUCAUCCAGACAAUAGUAAUGAAUGGAUCAGCAUCAAACUGGAAAGAGGUAUCAAGUGGGAUUCCACAGGGAUCAGUUCUGAAUGCAGUGCAGGUCGUCUUCAUUAAUGGCUUAGAUGACUGAGCGGACCACAACUCUUAGCAAAUAGGUUGGAAAUAUUUUAGAAUAUUCUACAAUGGCCUUGAUAAAUUGGAUAGCUUGCUAACAAUAACAUUUAGACUACACUUACAUAAAAAUUGUAUGUGGGAUUUAAUAAUAGGGACUAAUAUGUUUCUCAUGUUCCCGGGUUCAUUUGAUGUGGCUCAAAAUUUGGUGUUCUAAAAGUCUUGGCAAGAAAAAUUCAAACCCACCAGCUUUUUAUUUUCCUCUGGCUAGAGGUUCUGAUGAACGCAGCUAGCCUAUUGGCAGGGCUUUGUUGUUGUUUAAAUUGAGUUAUGAAAAAAUAUUUGAUGAAUACUAAGAAAAUUGUGUGUACUCUCACUAGUACUGUCUUACAGUUUACCAAUGGAGAAAAGUUCCCUGUCAAACUCCACUGUAAACACAUUGGUACAUGAAGGCAGGAUUUUUGAGGCCUGCAAGUCUGUGUUAACAUAACUUGUUACAUUUGAUGUGUUAAACUUUAAGAUCGGUAUUAGUUUUAGCAACACUGGGAUGACAGGAUCUCUGUGAAUGUAAUGACAUUUCUUAGGAAGCUGUAUAUAUAAAGAUUCUGUUUUAAGUGACAUCACUCAGCUUACUUUAAAUAUAUAUAUCUUGCCCAUCCUGUGUCUCUCUUGUAGAUCUGUCUUGCAGUUAGCAACAGCCUUUUUUUAAGGAUCUGUGAGGCUUUUGUAUCCCCCACCACAAAAAAGUCAGUAUCUUCCAGUUAGCUUAUUGGUUGUUAAAAGUCAUUACAGCCAAACAAGAUCCUAGCCAUAAUUACAGUACCCUUACAUUUCAUAUUGUGUGCCGUAAAAGAAAGAAAGAAACAAAAAAGCACAGGUUGACAUCUUUAGUGGAGUACUACAAUUUUUUUUUUAAGCAGGGAGCCAUUUAAAACAUGAGCUUUAAAGCCAGAACAGUGUUGUAAUAGAUGCACGCUUUCUGAAAUAACUAGUGUCUCCUCCUCUUCAGAUCAAGAUUUUCUCUGCUUAGAAAACCAACCUUUUCUGCAUUUUUUCUGGCAGAUGUGUCAGUUUCAUUCCUGCUGAGGCAGUCAGAACAGAUGGUAAGCAAUGAAAUAGUUCAGACACACAAGAGGUUUGCUUAUCGAACCAAUUCCAUAUAUAUUUUACAACUAGGGAAAGUUUCUUAGCUGGGAGAUUGGGUACAGUGACUUAAAAUUUGUAAUUCCACACUUGUUUACAGCACCAUUGGUUGAGCAAUACCUUUCUCUGAGAUUUGGUGAAAUACUACUUGUGAAUGGGUACCUUGCUUUACAAAAGGUUAAAUUACAGAGGAGGAAAAGGUUACAGAAAUAAAAACACUAGACCCAAAUGAUAUUCAGCGUGCACAGCUUAAUGUGCUAUAGCUCUAGCUACCUUACUAAAGAGAACUGUAACAGAUACUGUCUCUUGUGGCUAAAUUUUAAAAAAGGGAGAACAACUAUUUCAACAGCUCAAGUAGUAAAGGUUUAGAAAAGGAGUGCUAUAUACUUUGUGAUUCAGGCAGCAUUUGGCGGCAGUAGAUGUACACAAGUUGUUUUCAGGCUCCUCCUAAAAACAGCUGGUUUGUUUUACACAGGAAACUGCCUGUGGCAUGAAUGUAUAUUAAAUAUUAUGAAGUGAGCAUGCGUGCAUUCACACACACACACACACACACACACAAAACUUAACUUUUUAAUGUAAAUAGUGAAUCAUGCACAUACAUAUCCAUCCUGUUGAGCUACAAAUGAUGCUGCAUGUGGGGCUAGAAAUGCAGAUUAGGGUUUUUAAGAUCUUCAAUAACAUUUUCCACCCUUCAUCAAAUCAUCAGCAUUAUAUAAUACAUUUAACUGAAAUAUAACUAUCUCUGUUGAUUCAAAACAGCAUAAGAAACAGGAAUUUGAAUAUGGUUUCAAGAGUUCUCUGUAGGGAUUCUCUAAAUGGCUUUUAUAUUGAAAAAAGUAUUUAGUGUGCCUGUAUUGGGGUGGAUAGCUUGACUUCAGUUAACCAUUUAGACCAGGCGUCAGCAAGGUUUACCUUGCCUGGGCCGGUUCACUCCAGCGGAGAUCCCUCUGUGGGCCAGAUUGCACGCCCGCGCCCACGAUUUCCGGCGCCUGUGCAGAUGUGAUUUCCGGCGCUGUGGAAGCGAAUCCCUGCUCCGGUUUAGCACAGGAACUCGCCGAGCGCGUGGCUCAGUUCUGGGGUGGCUCGUGGGCUGCUUGUGGCCCAUGGGCCUUUAGGUUGUCUACCCCUGAUUUAGACUGCAGUUCUGUACAUGCUUAUCUGGGAGUGGAGUAGAGUAGAUAGCUCCAUUUUGAGUUCUUAUUUUUUUCAGUAAGUUUGCCACAUUCCAUAUCAUUUGUCAAUUUUUUUCAAAAAAGAAAAGUCCUGCCAAAAAAAUCAUCAGCAUAUUUGUUCACUUUUCUCCUAAUAUACACUUCUUGCCUACAAUUUCCCCUAUAUAAACAUACAAAAACGCAUUUUUUUAAUCUAAUAUGUACAUUUUUGCACACAUUCUUUGGUUAGAAAACUGCAUCACAAAAUUAAGAGACGUACACAUUUGGAAGGAUAGCUGCAUUUUGGUUUGCACAUUGUUUUCAGAAAUGUGAAUUGGCAGGUUCACAUUAAAAUCUGAGCUGACAUUCUCCAUUCCUACUUGGGAUUUAGCUCCACUGAAUUCAGUGAGACUGUACAUCUGUGUAGAUAUGUAUAGAAUUGCACUAUUUCUUGACAGUAUUAAAUCAGUGAUAACCUUUAAUGCAGAGACUAGAAAUCUAGGCACUGAUAUCAUCACCCAGUUUCAGCUUGGGGGCUGGGAAAAUAUAUUUGGUCUGUAGACUGAAGAAACAGGCAAUGACAGAAUCACAAGUAGCAUAAGAAACUGGUCUCCACUUCCUCUGCUGCUGUUGGGACAGAUGGAGGAGAGAAAGUAACUGCAGAAGACUUGAUGUGGAUCAGGGUUUCCCAAAAUUGGGUUUCCAAUUGUUGUUGGACUACAUCUCCCAUCAUUCUGUGUCUAGGGCAGUUGUCUACCAGUUCCAUCUGGUAUGCUGGCUAAGAUCCUGCCUGCCUGUUGUACCACUGAAGGAUCAGCUGUGCAACCUGGGGGCCAUAUUGGACUCACAGCUGUCACCAGAGUGGUACAUGCGCUGGUUAUCUCCCUCUUGGACUACUGCAAUGCGCUCUACGUGGGGCUACCUUUGAAGGGACUCGGAAACUACAACUAAUCCAGAAUGCAGCUGCCAGAUUGGGAGCAUCUGUUGGGACCAUUUUACACUGGUCCUAAAGGCUCCCAGUAAGUUUCCGAGCACAGUUCAGAGUGUUGGUGCUGACCUUUAAAGCCCUAAAUAGCUUUUGCACUCCUGAAGGAGUGUCUUCAUUCCCAUCAUUCAGCCUGGACACUUAAGAUCCUUUUCCAAGGGCCUUCUGGUGGUUCCCUCACUAGGAAGUUACAGGGAGCCAGGCAGAGUACCUUCUCAGUAGUCUCACCCACCCUGUGGAACGCCCUCCCAUCAGAUGUCAAAGAAAUAAGCAACGAUCUGACUUUUAGAAGACAUCUGAAGGCAGUCCUCUAUAGGGAAGCUUUUAAUGUUUGAUGUCUUACUGUGUUUUAAUUUGUUGGAAGCCACCCAAAUUAUCUGGGCAACCCAGUCUGAUGGGCAGCAUAUAAAUAAUAAAUUAUUGUUAAUUACCAUCAGGGAUGAUGGGAAUUGUAGUCCAAAACCAGCUGGAGACCCAAGUUUGGGAAACUCUGGUAUAGGCUCUCAGUUGGUCACCCUUAGUUUCAAAAUUGGCAUGCAGAGUCUUCAUUUUAAAUUAUCUUAAUGUUCUUUAUUUUUGCUACAUUUAUUUGCUAAAGGAAUCUCUAGUCCUGUUUACUGUGAGUAACCAUUAAAGCACAAUUAAAGCCUUAAUACAGAUGUUUGCACAUAAACAUGCACAUUUAUAAAUGAAGGCUGCAUGUAUUUGUUGAGGGUAUAUAGUAAUGAUGCAGUUACUAACUUAAUCAGUUUACUUUUAGCAGAAAGGGAUGGAAUUAAUAAGUAACGUGUAAGAAAGUAGUUGAAAUAGAUUUUACCUUUUUCUAGGAUUGACAUCUGAGUAAAUGUGCUUAGAGACUGUGCUUAUUAGAGACUGUUCAGUCUCCAAUAAUUUAAUGUUCAUACUGAAAUUUUAAAAAAGGUAAGCUCUUUUAACUCAUACAUUUGAAAUAAAAAUUUUAAGUUUCUCUUUUUCUCUUUUGGUUAACAGAGUUUGUGGAUGCACUUAGAUGUUUGCAAUGAGCACUGUGGCUGGCAUGCCCCAGUGUUUUGGAUACCAAUGCAUAGAACUCCAUAG
Podarcis lilfordi (Lilford's wall lizard) is the source of this 19458-nucleotide messenger RNA. The record is from the annotation of a GenBank genome assembly. Lineage: Eukaryota; Metazoa; Chordata; Lepidosauria; Squamata; Lacertidae.